Messenger RNA from Vitis riparia (riverbank grape), 1179 nucleotides. RefSeq lists its product as uncharacterized. Lineage: Eukaryota; Viridiplantae; Streptophyta; Magnoliopsida; Vitales; Vitaceae. The transcript is spliced from 6 exons. The coding region runs from base 8 to 1018 and encodes 336 amino acids. The record is from RefSeq and is a predicted model, not a curated record.
UGGUGUGAUGAUUUUAUUGCAGGGAUUAAUGGAUUCUCUUACAACCUGGCAUUCAAAUCUUGAAUGCUUUCUUAAUGGAGUAACUCCAAUUGUUCCUUCACAAUCCCUUUCUCAGGAAUGUGUUCAAGAUUUAAACAACAGAUGGAGACUACCUGGCCAGGAUAAAAUUGAAUACUUCACUUUGGCAGAUCUUUGGGAUUGCUAUGAUGAAUGGAGUGCAUAUGGGAUUGGAAUCCCACUCAAGUUGGAUGGUGGAGAAAACAUUAUGCAAUACUAUGUUCCUUAUCUAUCUGCUAUUCAUAUUUACACCAGCAAAUCUCUGGCCACUCCCAGGACUCCAAAGGAGGACAGUGACACUGCAGAUCCUGAGAGUGAUUGUUGGAGUGAUGAUAGUGAGAAUGAUAAAUUGUCAAGAUCUCUAAGCAACAACUCAAGCAAAACUUGGGACACCAUUUCUGAUGAUUUGAGUUCUGACCCUGAGGGUUCCUUGUCUAUGAAAAAUCACCUUGGCUACCUUUACUUGCAGCAUAAUGAGAUGUCCUCUCCUUACUGGAGGAUCCCACUCAUGGACAAGAUAGUUGAACUAAGUAAGAAUUAUCCUGCAUUGAUGACAUUGAAGAGUGUGGAUCUCUCUCCAGCUAGUUGGAUGGCUGUUGCUUGGUAUCCUAUUUAUCAUAUUCCACUGGGGAGAAAUGUGAAGGACUUGUCCACAUGCUUCCUCACAUACCAUACAUUGUCUUCAUCUUUCCAAGAUGUAGUGGAUGUGGAUGAUGAUGGCGACAAAAGGAAAAGCAGUUUUUGCAAAGAAGGGGAAUCUAAGGGAGAGAGGAGUAGCAGGGUUUCCCUUCAUCCCUUUGGCUUGGCUACUUACAAGAUGCAAGGCAACCUUUGGAUAAAGCCACAGACUUCUGAUCAUGAGAAGAUGGUUUACCUUCAUUGUGCUGCAGAUUCCUGGCUGAAGCAACUCAGAGCUGAUCACCAUGACUAUUACUUCUUCACUUCCCAUUCUACCAUGUGAAUGGACUUGUAAUUUUUCUUCUCUCUUCUUCUCUGUGCUUGCAGAUAAUGGAGCAAGAUGUAAAGACAUCACCAUUAAUUCAUCGAAUUAAUACUUUAACACUUGUAAUAAUGUGCUCGCCAACAUGCAUUUCUCUUGGUCAUUAAUCUUCCUUUCCUUCU